Molecule: messenger RNA, 520 nt
Organism: Diabrotica virgifera virgifera (western corn rootworm)
Lineage: Eukaryota; Metazoa; Arthropoda; Insecta; Coleoptera; Chrysomelidae
Product: SRR1-like protein
Exons: 2
Coding region: 1-462 (153 amino acids)
Biological process (GO): microtubule-based process
Cellular component (GO): nucleus; cytoplasm
Source: RefSeq, a predicted model, not a curated record
AUGGCAUCAAAAAUCUGCACAAUAAGGCAAAUUAUUAUCCAAAUUGGUGAGUUGGAAUUACUCGAUAUAUAUCGAGGAAAAUACUCGAUAAAUACCAAUAAGACAGUGUUGUUUUAUAUGCCUCACUGUUUGAAACAGUUAACAAAUAACUUACUUUGGGCUAACUGGGGUCUAAACCUAGGUCAUUGCGUUGUUGUGUCAAACAGUUUUCACAAGAUUAUAGAAUCGAAUUCAACUAGACAUGUGGUCGAGUGUGCAAAUUAUAUAACUAAAAUUUUACCCUACGUUUUUGAAGUUGCUAUCAUAAAUACGUUUAAGUAUUAUGAAGUAUUCAGCGACAUGGCUGUGCAUGUUUUUCCUAAAAUGAAUUUAGUUUGUCCAGAUGCAUGGGAAAAUCAUCAAGAACCUAGUUAUAAACAGAAUGAUGUAGAAUUCGUUUCAAAAACUGUUAAUAGCUUAUAAAUUUUUAAGACUUAGAUGUAGAUAUUUAAGACUGUUUUAAUAAAUAUGAUUUAAUGAA